GGUCUCUUUGUUUCUUCCGGAGCUGUAUAUUGCCAAUUCUCCAAGGGUAUGCAAACUUUGAGCACAACUGUAUUAUUUCUCCACAGGUUGAUUUAUAGAUUUUAUUGUACAUGUUUUAACAACAAAUCAGAUGAACUGACAUUCUGUGAUGUUUGAGUUUUUGGGGUAUGGUUUAUAUCUAUCUUUUUUAAUGCAUUGUUUAGGAAUCUACAUACAGUAUUUAUAUUUUGGGCAUUGACAUGCUAGUUCAUAUUUAUCAUAUAGGUUCCAGUGGGUAUACCUUUAAAAUGUUAUAGUAGAUACUGUUUGCUAUCUAAUAUUCUUGAUCCAGAAGUCAGAAUCAUUUACGUAGUAUCAGCCACGGUAAUGUAGCUCGAAUAAACAAAAAUGUUUUACCUAUAUAUUUUAGGGGUCUAAUGACAGUAAAGAACAUGCGGAUCAUAUACCUUUACAGAGGAUUCACCGUGCAGUUUAAUUAAUCAUAAAAAAUAGCGCUUGUGCCCUUUUCAUGACCUACGCAUGCGCACAGUAACGUCUUUGGCUCCAUCUCCGCCGGUGCAUGAAAAGAGUAGAGGUAAAAAGGAGAUAAAGCCUCAUUGGUUUCGUCAAGACACCUGUGCUUGAGCCGUGAGUCAUGGCCCAGUUCGGGGGACAGAAGAACCCUCCGUGGGCGGCUCAGUUCGCUGCCACUGCGGUGUCCCAGCCAGGCCACUCUGGACAGUCCCUGGACCUCAACAGUCUACAUUCUCUAGGUGUGCAGCAGCCAUCUCUCCUGGGGGCUUCUCCCUCCAUGUACUCCCAGCAGUCGGCCCUGGCUGCAGCCUCCCUCAAUCCCCAGUCGGCUGCCGCCAACUACCAGUUGUCACAACAGACCGCUGCGCUGCAGCAGCAAGCUGCGGCAGCCGCAGCACUGCAGCAGUCUCAGAUCAACUCAGCCCUGCAGCAGUAUCAGCAACAACAACAGCAGCAGCAACAACAACAACAACAGCAGCAGCAACAACAACAACAACAGCAGCCUCCUCCACAACAGCCUCCACCUCAGCAACUCUACAAUGUACCCCAUCAGCAACAUCAACAACACACAGACUUAUAUGGGCACCAUCAGCAACACACAGACUUAUACGGGCAGCAUCAACAGCACACAGACUUAUACGGGCCUCAGCAAGCGCUGCUUUCACAGAACUGGAGUGGCGAAAACAAGUUUCCGCCCCCCGUGGCUCUCCCCACCAGCCUGUCCCUCUCCAACCCCCAGCAGACAGCCCAGAUCACGGUGUCCUACCCCACGCCCCGCUCCAGCCACCAGCAGCAGAGCCAGCAGCAGAGCCAGCCCCAGAAGCAGCGUGUCUUCACCGGCGUGGUCAACAAGCUGCACGACACCUUCGGCUUUGUGGACGAGGACGUCUUCUUCCAGCUCAGUGCGGUGAAGGGCAAGACCCCCCAGGUGGGAGACAGGGUCCUAGUGGAGGCCGUGUACAACCCCAACAUGCCCUUCAAAUGGAACGCCCAGCGCAUUCAGACCUUACCUCAGCUGGCCAACCAAUCGCUUCAGCAGCAGCCCCCGUCCUUACCUCCAGUUUCCCCACAGCUGAGCAGCUUCUAUGCUGACCAGGGGAUGCAGCAGCGCUACUCAGACAUGCACUCCGCCGGCAUGGACAACAGACAAAAUAGCCAGCCUCCAGGCCCGAACAUGAUGAAGCCGGGCCCCAGUAUGCUCCAGUCUCUGCCUCCCCCAACCACCUUCAGUGUCCAGGCCCAGGGUCCCCCUCCUCCUCUGCUCCAAGCCCAACUCUCCGCUGCCUCUCUGGCUCCGCUCCUCCAGAACCCUCCCCAACCCCUGCUACCACAGCCACCUCCUAAAGAUGUGUUCUCAGGAGGACUUCUCCAGCCCCCCGUGAGGAUGAUGCCUCAGCCUGUCAGACGCCUGGACCCCUCCCCCCGCUUCCCCAACCGCAACGACCGACCCGAACUCAUCCUCAGGACCAAGGAUGAGCGCAGUCGCGACCGUGACCGGGAGCGCCGGAGGUCCCGGGAACGCUCUCCCGCCCGUAAACGCUCCAGGGACCGCUCCCCGAGACGUGAACGCUCUCCGCGUCGCCCUCGCAGGGUGGUUCCUCGCUACACGGUCCAGUUCUCCAAGUUCAGCCUGGACGGUGGCUGCUGUGCCUUCCCCUCCAGGUCUAACUGUGACAUGAUGGAGCUGAGGAGACGCUACCAGAGCCUGUACAUCCCCAGUGAUUUCUUCGACGCCGUGUUCACCUGGGUGGACGCCUUCCCCCUGCAACGGCCCUUCCAGUUCGGCAACUACUGUAACUUCCACAUAAUGCACAAGGAGGUGGACUCUCUGGUCAAGAACACUGCCGUGCUGGACCCCCCCGACGCCAACCACACAUACAGCGCCAAGGUGAUGUUGCUGGCCAACCCCAGUCUAGAAGAGCUCUACCAUAAGUCCUGUGCUCUGGCUGAGGACCCCCAAGAACUCAGGGACGCCUUCCAGCACCCCGCCCGCCUCAUCAAGUUCUUGGUGGGCAUGCGGGGAAAGGAUGAGGCCAUGGCCAUCGGGGGCCAUUGGUCCCCUUCCCUGGACGGCGCCGAGCCUGAGAAGGACCCUGCCGUGCUCAUAAAGACAGCCAUACGCUGUUGUAAGGCCCUCACAGGCAUAGACCUAAGUCUCUGCACUCAGUGGUAUCGUUUUGCAGAGAUUCGCUAUCAUCGCCCUGAGGAGACUCACAAGGGGCGGACAGUCCCCGCACAUGUGGAGACAGUGGUUUUGUUUCUCCCGGAUGUUUGGCAUUGUCUUCCUACCCGCUCAGAGUGGGAGGGGCUGUCGCGGGGACUCCGGGAUCAGCUGGCUGAGAAGCUGUCCGCCGAGCGAAAGGAGGCUGACGGAGAACAGGAGGAAGAGGAGAAGGAUGAAGAAGAUGCAAAGGAGGUGACCACCCCAACCCACUGGACAAAGCUUGAUCCAAAAUCAAUGAAGGUGAAUGACCUACGCAAAGAGCUAGAGUCUCGCUCCCUGAGCUCUAAGGGGUUAAAGUCCCAGCUGAUCGCCCGCCUCACCAAGCAGCUGAAGGUUGAGGAGCAGGUGGAGGAGGCCAAGGAACCGGAGAAAACGGAGAACCAGGCCCCGGAGGAGGAGGAGCCACAACGUAUGGAGGAAGAUCGAGAGGAGGAAGAGAGGAAGAAGCUGGAAGAGUUGGAGCGCCAGCGCAGGGAGAAGCGCUACACCCUGCCAGACGAGCCCACCAUCAUCGUCUACCCCAACUGGGCGGCCAAGAACGGCAAAUUUGACUGCAGCGUCAUGUCUCUGAGUGUGCUGCUGGACUACCGGCUAGAAGACAACAAGGAACACUCUUUUGAGGUCUCUCUGUUUGCAGAGCUGUUCAACGAGAUGUUGCAGCGAGACUUUGGCUAUAAGAUCUUCAAAGCCCUGGCCUCUGUGCCCUGUAAGGAUGACAAGAAAGACAAGAAGGAGAAGGCCAAGAAAGAGGCAGAGAAGAAAGAGGCCGAGAAGAAGACUGAAGUUAAGAAAGAGAAGGAGGAAGAGAAUGGAGAGCCUGUGACAAAGAAGCCAAAAGAGGAGGAGCCAGAGAAGAACAAGGAGGAGGCUGAGAAGGAGGAGAAGAAGGAUGAGUCUGUGGAUGCAGAAGAGAAGGAGGAGGAUGAGAGCAGCAACACUAAUGCUGAGGAGUACGACCCCCUGGAGGCUGAAGAUGCUGAUGACGACGAUGAAGAUGAUAAAGACGAUGAAGACUCCAACGGCAGAGACCGGAAAGACGACCGCAGCAGCAGAGACAGGAAGUCCAAGGAGAGGUCCUCUAAAGACAAGGAGAAGAAGCAGAUGGUGACCUACAACAAGGACCUUCUCAUGGCCUUUGUCUACUUUGAUCAGAGUCACUGUGGCUACCUUCUGGAGAAAGACCUGGAGGAGAUCAUGUACACGCUAGGGUUACAUCUGUCCAGAGCCCAGGUAAAGAAGUUGUUGAACAAGCCUGUCGUUAGAGAGUCCUGUUACUAUCGUAAACUGACGGACGCAGCUAAAGACGAGGCUGCUCCUUCCUUCAAUGAGGCGCUUGUAGACAACCUGCUAGGUAACCGUGCCCUGCUACCCGUCCUAGUGUCCCGUAGCCGGGUGGCAUCAGCGGAGUCCAGUGAGUCCGGAGGUGGCAGCGGUCUGAUAGUGUAUAAUGGAGCCAUGGUGGAUGUGGGCAGUAUGAUGCAGAAACUGGACAAGAGUGAGAAGGCCCGGGAGGAGAUAGAGCACAAACUCAUGGUGCAGGACUCCAAGAUGGACGAGGACACCAAACAAAUAAUCCAACUGGUAUCAGCUAACAAAGCCCUGUCUAAAGACCUGGAGGAGGUAAAGGGAACCCUGAGCCAGACGGAGAACAGCCUCCAUGCUACGGAGGAACAGAAGACCGUCUACCAUGACCAGCUCAGCCGAACACUCAGCAGCCUGGGCAGCGCUAUGAAGGAGCUGCAGGGAGUCCUCCAGAAGGAAGUGCCCACAGAAGCCGCUGCUGACCAAAAAUCCCAAGCAACGAAUGGUUCAGACGAAUAAAUGAAUGAAUGAUAGAGUUGGAAAGUGAAUGAGGUGUCAGAUGGGACACUUUUUUUCUUACCAACAAUGUAAAUAUUGCACUAAAACAUGCUUCAUUUGUUUUACUUUCAUUUGGACUGUAGUUUUUGCUUUCCCCUCACAUGGCCAUGUGUGGAUAGAUCCUCAUUGGUUAAAUCCCAAAUUGUACCCUAUUGCUUUAUAGUGCACAGGAUCCAUCUGGCCCAUAAAGUACCCUAUAUGGGGAAUAGAGUGCCAUUUGGGACAUUCACCGAUAUCUAAAUUGGUUCUAAUGUUUUCAUGUGACCUUACUAUUUCCAUGUGAAAAUAACAUGCGUUUAAUUGGUUUGAUAUCAAUUACAGUUGGACUCUCUCUGGUUAUGAUGCAUUUCUCUAAUUGUAAAAUAGAAGUUUGAUAUUUAAAAAAGAAAUCUCCCGAAUUUAUGUAAAUGGCAUUACAUUGCGAAUUGCUUCUUUGCUUAUGUUGUUUGUUUUUCAUUUUUGUAGCUGCCUCAAUUGCUAAUGAUACAUUUGAACGUUUUCUUCUGUUCUGUAUUGGUUUAAUUGUUUUGCCUUGCCCAAAUAGUACCAUUACCUUGAUGCCAGUACCUGACAGUUGUAAUUGAUCGGAUCAUUCUAAUUAGCAAUAAUGGUUAUUUAUGUUCCAGUGGAUUCAUGACAAAAAUAUUUAAAAUAAACAGUUUAUAUUUAGAGGGAAGAUUACCUUAAUUAAGCUAUGGUUUUAUCGAGUCUACAGAACUGAAUAUCCCGUUUCUCCUCUUUACUCAGUUCUACUUACAGCUGAUCAAAAAACAAAUGUCAUUUUGUAUUUCCUCAUGCUACUACUAUGGGUCAAUUUAGACUGGCCGCCACUUUGUUCUGAGACAUGGAUCAUGUUCAUUAGGGAACACUGUAACAAAGUGUUUUCAACACAAAAAUGUGUUUCUUAUUUGACAAGUUCAGACGUUAUCUCCCCAUUUUGGCCUCCUAGCUUCUGUUUGGUGCCCAGUGAAUACGACUAAUACAGGCAGUCAGUGGUUUAUGUUGUCUGUCCAGGGUGGAUGGUUCAGUGUUUUUUUUUGGCUAUUGAAAAGGGAAGUAAAAGCAAAGCCAAACCAUACGACUAGUGUCUACACUCCCAUCAAAGGAACUGGAACCCUGGUUAGGUUCUUUAAUUUCAACACAGACACCAUCGUUUUUCUAUGUUCUAGAUCUGCUGUGCAUUCUGAUCUGGGUUGUAGAACUGUUUGAAGUAAUUGAAUUAUUUUUCCAUUUGGAGUGUCAGAGCUAUGAUUUUGUUACUCUCCUCAGAUGAAGGUUGGGCAACAGGUGUGAUAGUGGCUAUAGUCGUAUGAAUUUCUGGAUGAAAGCAGGAUUUGAAAUGAACCCAAAGCAACUAGGUGCAUAAUAUUUUUCUACUGAAAAUGUACUCUGGUUGUCCUGUGCCGAAUUAAAGUGGUCCAUUUUAACAUUU
Molecule: messenger RNA, 6029 nt
Organism: Esox lucius (northern pike)
Lineage: Eukaryota; Metazoa; Chordata; Actinopteri; Esociformes; Esocidae
Gene: ccar1
Product: cell division cycle and apoptosis regulator 1
Exons: 28
Coding region: 635-4558 (1307 amino acids)
Biological process (GO): regulation of DNA-templated transcription
Cellular component (GO): nucleus
Source: RefSeq, a predicted model, not a curated record